Messenger RNA from Recurvomyces mirabilis, 1431 nucleotides. RefSeq names its product TAT-binding protein-like protein 7, AAA ATPase. Gene Ontology annotation, molecular function: protein kinase binding; cyclin-dependent protein serine/threonine kinase regulator activity. Bases 1 to 1431 code for a protein of 476 amino acids. Lineage: Eukaryota; Fungi; Ascomycota; Dothideomycetes; Mycosphaerellales; Teratosphaeriaceae. The transcript is spliced from 2 exons. Gene Ontology annotation, cellular component: cyclin-dependent protein kinase holoenzyme complex; nucleus. The record is from RefSeq and is a predicted model, not a curated record. Gene Ontology annotation, biological process: regulation of cyclin-dependent protein serine/threonine kinase activity.
AUGGAACAGGAGAUGGACUGUCCGGCGAGUCGCGCAUUGAUGUGUGGACGCCGAAUGUUUCUCUCAGCACUUAUCCUUGCCUCCAAGUACCUACAGGAUCGCAACUACUCUGCUAAAGCUUGGAGCAAGAUGUCUGGCCUCCCCGUAAAGGAGAUCAACACGAACGAGCGCACGUUCCUGGGCAAGAUCUGCUGGAAGCUACAUAUCGCUGAAGCAGUCUUCAAGCGAUGGACAGACGUCGUGCUGAAGUACUCGCCCCACAGCCAUCCGCCGUCACCUGGCCAGCCUGGCUUCAGCAUGUCCUGGAAGGCUAUUGUGCCCGUGCUCACCGCUGAGCUUGAUACUGUCCCUAUGCCAGAGACGAAGACGCCAGUACCGGCACCCUCUGUGCCGAACUACGACUUCUCUUCGCCUGUAACACCGACACCGACGAAGAUGGCUCUUAACCCUAUCGACAUUCAGUCGACUUCACAUGAGAGCACACCCACAUCUUUGGCAAUGUUGCCACGCUUCCUGGAGCCACGUACAGACAUUGCUCCUCCCACGCCAGCUUUGGCUCGCAUGGGUCCUCUACCAACGCCACAGAUGACGCCUUCGACAGUGGGCUCAAGCACUCCUGCAGUGAGUGCUUGCGGCUUAAGGCGAUCAUCCAUGCAUGCGGCAGUGGCACUCAUGCAGAAAGCGAACUUGAAUCGAUGUGCCUACGAUGCAUACCCCUUCGCGAUCCCAGUUUCGGAUCGCUACACUUCUCGUCGUCCUUCGAUCAGUGCAAUGUCUACCGGCUCCAGUCCGGAGUCGAUGAUCUCGGAUCUCUCCACGACUUCGUCAUUGGCGCUCGGUCGAGCCUGCUUGGCUCGACAGGCGACGUGUCGGAACGCUGGACGCCUGACUGGUCUUCCUGCCGCUGUCAGGGAGGAGAAAGAGGGAUCUGUUGCGAAGCCUAUCGUCAUCGCUGAUGAUACCGAGAUGACUCUGAGCCCGGAGGUUGUUGACUUCACGGUCAGUGAUAAAGUCUUGCAUGCACCUCAUAGGCAUAGCAAGCAUGCACCUCAUCAUGUGCAGCCUGUUACUGCCUCUUCGACGACCGACAAAGGCCGCAAGCGUGCGAGACCGAAGGCGGGGCGUCGCUCGGACCUACAAGACGAGAUCCGCUUUCAGCUGGAGCAGGAUUACGAUGAUGAUAUGAUGGAUGUCGACAACGACACCGAUGAUGUCUCGCCAUCUCCCGCGACGGACUAUGCUACCCGAAUGCUAUCGCAAGAUGCGUAUGGCAGGAAGGUCGAGGCACAGCCCUCGCCGUCACUUGCGAAGCAGAAGGCCGCAAGGAUACCUAUGCAGAAGAACGAGGGCAAGAAGCGGACGUGUUGUACUGCUACUACGAUGAGCAUCUCGCCGUCGCCGUCCGCUAUACGGUGGGGCGAGGUGGCGUAG